Messenger RNA from Leptinotarsa decemlineata (Colorado potato beetle), 2143 nucleotides. It is a transcript of the gene Bulli, whose product is annotated as regulator of MON1-CCZ1 complex protein bulli. NCBI's taxonomy places the organism in Eukaryota, Metazoa, Arthropoda, Insecta, Coleoptera, Chrysomelidae. Gene Ontology annotation, cellular component: late endosome membrane; Mon1-Ccz1 complex; lysosomal membrane. The record is from RefSeq and is a predicted model, not a curated record. Gene Ontology annotation, biological process: regulation of autophagy.
UUCAAAGUCAAAAGUCAGCUGUUUCUGAUUUGAAGAUUUAAAAUGUGAUGGUUAAUUUGUGGUCUUGUGAACUCUUAAAUUAGGAACAUGAAUUCCCCAGCCGCCAAAGAAACUGAAAACCCACAUUACUUGGAAUUAUCAGAAACGCCUGUUCGAUUUGAAGCAGUAAAUCAGAAAACAAAUGUAUUUUUUGAUGACUCUAAUAAAGAUGUGUUUGCUGUGCGUUCUGGGGGAGUAAUGGGCGUAGUUGUCAAAAAUGCUAAAGAAGAUGUAAGUCCAAUGGACUUCAGAAUGGAAGAUCAUGGUUCUGUCCUUUCAAUAAAAUUCUCCUUAGAUCAUAAAAUCUUAGCAGUCCAAAGAGAUAAUAACUCUGUAGAGUUCAUGAACUUCCAGAACAACACUUUGGAAACUGAAUAUUCCCAGACCUGUAAAAAAAAUUCCAAUAUACUUGGCUUUGUCUGGUCUUACGUCAAUGAAGUGGCAUUCAUAACGGAUCAUGGCGUAGAACUCUAUAUGGUGAUUCCUGAUAAAAGGACCCUGAAACAACUGAAGACUACAUCUGCAACAGUACAGUGGUUUGUCUGGUGUGCUUUGAAUGGAAUUGCCCUGUUAGCCUCGGCCCAUGGUUCGCAUCUUCUACCAGUUAUAAUUAAACCGGGGACCAUAAGUAAACUAUCCAAAGUGGAAACGGAACCUGGUCGUAUGGCUCUGGAACGAGACGUUACUCUAGCAACCUUGUACGGUGUACCAGCUGUGUUGAUUCUCCGUCAUCAAAGUGGACCUACCAAUGCUGAGGUCCAGGUACACACUUUGAGUGGUGCCGGACAGGCCCCAGUGAAAUCUCACAUUUUGAAACUUGGACAAGCAGGGCGUUUCGCUGUCAACGUGGUGGACGAUAUAAUACUAGUACAUCAUCAAGCGUCUCGAAGCACUCUCUUAUUCGACACUACCCUGCCCGGUGAAAGUGAUGGAAAUGUUAAAUAUCACACACCUAUAGCUCCUGCUAGAUCACUCCGUCCAGCCCGUUUGGUCAUUCAUGGUCUAAUGCAGCCAGAAAUACAUAUAUGCGAGCUCUAUUCCCCAAAUUGGGUUGUCUUUCAGCCCAACAUCAUAAUUGAUGCCAAACUAGGAUGCCUGUGGCACAUUAAACUGUGCCUACCAGAACUUUGCAGCCUAAUCACUGACCUCGGCGUCUGCACCCAAGUAGCUCUAAACAGAACAAACGGAAAAGGCAUUUUAUUGAAUCUCUUGCUAGAGAUCAUCAAUCGAGACAAAAUGCCCCUGGAUAAGAUUCAAGAGGCCUUCAACCACAUCAACAAUGUCUACCGAGAAUGGUACGAGGCGGAAUUGCAAAGCAACAUCGGAUCUCCUCCAAACGCACCUACCUUCCUGAAGAAUUCCAAACUACCGAGGGUGCUCAUUAAUCAGGAUGACAUUUUCAAUGAGAUCUUCCAGAAAUUAGAUAUAGAGAAGGACCUGCAGAAAACUGAAUGGUUGCUCGUUGCUUACAUAACCUCGCUUUCGGAAAAUAACGUCCCCGUUCAACAUAACCUCAAUGAACUCUUGGUGACGACUUUGGCUCGGCAGAAGAAAUUCACCGCCCUACAGCAGCUUGUCCAGUACGGCGUUAUCUCUGAUUCCAAACCCAUCGCUUGCUUGCUUCUCUCUCUGGGCAACUUGCACCCUGCUGCAUCGCAAAUGGCUCUAGAUAUGUUGACCAGAAUAGGUGCUUUUGAUGAAAUCCAGGAAAUACUCCUGAGUGAGGGCCAAAUACUCACCGCUCUGAAGAUAGCCGACAACACGGCGAAUCCGAGAAAGUUUUUGUCAAUCGCCGAAAGUUCUAAUGACAGCAAUCUGUUACACAGCGUGUUGGUUCAUUUGAGGAAUAAUCCACAUUUCACUGCUGCCUUCCAAAAAGAUGAACGCCUCAUGAAUUUUGUUCAACAAUAUAAUUUGAUUUUUAAUAAUGAAUAAGUAAAAUUUGGUAAGUGCGAUCUCGGAAGGAAAUCCGAAUUAUCAGGCUUAAGUUACUGUGAUAUUAAUAUGAAAUCAAUCAUUGUACUAAUUGUGGAUGUGUGAAAUAAAUAAAUUUUGAAAUAUUACUAAUUUUGGAUGCAGGAAAUGAAUAAAUUUUGAAAUAUUA